AUGAUGAAGCCAACACCAGGAAAUAAUGAUGAUGGGGUUUCAGAACCAACGUCGGGAAAUGAUGAUGAUGGGGUUUCAGAGCCAACGCCAAGAAAUGAUGAUGAUGGAGUUUUAGAGCCAACACCGGGGAUGUUUUUUAAAACUGAGAAAGAACUCAUUUACUACUACAAGCAAUAUGGGAGACAGACUGGAUUCGGCAUAAUGACCCAAAGAAGUAAAAGGGAAGAAGAUGGGACUGUUCAAUAUGUAACAGUUGGUUGUGCUCUUGGUGGUAAGGCAAGGAAACGUAUUACCAACCUUUCUAAACCACGCCCGACAACGAAAACUGAUUGUAAGGUGAGAAUUAAUGCAAGUUUGGUUGAUGGUGUCUUAUGCAUAACUACUGUCUAUAAUGUGCAAAAUCAUGGGUUAAGUCCACAAAAGGCAAGAUUUUUUAGAUUUAAUCAUGCAAUUGAUGAUUUCGUGAAGAGGCAGUUAGAUAUUAACGACAAAGCAGGCAUUGGUAUGGCCAAAAGUUUUAACGCAUUGGUUGUUGAGGUUGGUGGCUUUGAGAAACUUUCAUUUAUUGAAAAAGAUGCAAGGAAUUAUAUCGAUAAGGCUCGACACCUUAGACUUGGAAAAGGAGGUGCUGAUGCACUUCGUGGUUAUUUUGAGAGGAUGAAAUAUAAGAAUGAUGGGUUUUACUAA
Messenger RNA from Carya illinoinensis, 687 nucleotides. RefSeq names its product putative protein FAR1-RELATED SEQUENCE 10. NCBI's taxonomy places the organism in Eukaryota, Viridiplantae, Streptophyta, Magnoliopsida, Fagales, Juglandaceae. The record is from RefSeq and is a predicted model, not a curated record. The coding region runs from base 1 to 687 and encodes 228 amino acids. The transcript has 2 exons.